GUGCAUGUGUCCAAACAUUUGAUGUAACGUUUUUGGUCAAAAAAAUUUUUUGAAUCUAAACACAGCCGUAGUCGUAAAUAUCGAGUUUUAUAGGGUCUAAGCUGAAACAUACAACCCUUCUCUUCCCCAAAUCAUCUGGAAUCCAACGCCUGACCUCGCCGCGCGGCGGCAUGGCGCCGCCGGAGUUGACGGAUGACGUCGUGGAGGAGAUCCUGCUCCGCCUCCCGCCGGACGAUCCCUCGUGCUCCGCCCGCGCCUCCGCCGUCUGCAAGCCCUGGCGCCGUCUCCUCUCCGACCCCGUCUUCCUCCGCCGCCACCGCGCGUUCCACCGCCGACGAGCACCUCCGUUGCUGGGCUUCAUCCACCACGUCUCCGACGAACCCGCCCGCCGCGUCCCCAGCUUCGCGCAGUUCGUCCCGACCACCGCGUUCCGCCCCGCCGAACUGGAGCACAAGAAUUGUUGGCCACUCGACUGCCGCCACGGCCGCGCCCUCUUCCAGUCCAGCAACGUCGAGCUCACCAUCUGGGACCCCAUGACCGGCGACGUGCGGCGGCAGCGCGAGCCCUACGGCACCCUCUGCACGUUCGCCACCGCCGCCGUGCUCUGCGCCGUGCCCGGCUGCGACCACCACGACUGCCACGGAGGCCCCUUCGUCUUGGUCUUCGUCGGCAACGACGAGGACGACGACGGGGAGGAGAUCGCGUCGGCAUCCUCUUACUCGUCCGAGACCGGGACAUGGACCGCCGCUUCCACCGUCCACCAUGACGAUUCCCUCGAACUCGAAAGCAAGCCCAGCGUCCUCGCCGGAGACGCGGUCCACUUCCUCACCUACUUCGGCAAAGCCAUCCUGCGCUACGACCUCACCAAGCUGGAACUCUCGGUGAUCCUCCCGCCGGUGGCGUACGGGGACGGCGACGCUCUCCUCAUGACGGCGGAGGACGGCGAGCUGGGGCUCGCCCUCUUCGACGGCGAGGCCUCCAUCCACCUCUGGGCGAGGGUGGCGGGUGCAGGGUGGGUGCGGCGCAAUGUGAUCGACCUCUACGCUGUUCUCCCCUUCUUUGAUCCUGUACACUCGCUGUCCCUGGUUGGCUUCGCGGAGGGCACCGACAUCAUCUUCCUCCACACCAUUCAUGGCGACUACAGGAUGGAGCUCAAGUCACUGCAGAUCAGCAAGCUGUGGGAGAAGGACAGAUGCUUCAAUAUCUUCCCCUACAUGAGCUUCUUCGUUCCAGGUCGUGAUAGAAACAAAUUGCCAUCUCCAACAAUUAUAGCAUCAAUUUAGCAAACAAAAUGGGUCCAAAUUAUGCUAAUACGUCAGAUCGAGCCUCUAGCUGUUGGCCUCUUGGUUGAUUACUUGAAGCUAGUGAUGUGCAAAACUGUUGACUGAAGCUGAUGCAUCCCUUCUUUGCUGCUUGGUUAGUAGUCAUAAGAAAUUUGAUAGGUUGAGAGGAUUCUUCAGAAAUUUCUUUUGGUGUUGCUGUGAGUGCUUUAUUACACUGCUAAAUGAAGAGACGAUUUCUUAUU
Messenger RNA from Oryza sativa Japonica Group (Japanese rice), 1525 nucleotides. RefSeq lists its product as uncharacterized. Gene Ontology annotation, molecular function: protein binding. The record is from RefSeq and is a predicted model, not a curated record. NCBI's taxonomy places the organism in Eukaryota, Viridiplantae, Streptophyta, Magnoliopsida, Poales, Poaceae.